Messenger RNA from Mirounga angustirostris (Northern elephant seal), 2832 nucleotides. It is a transcript of the gene NFE2, whose product is annotated as nuclear factor, erythroid 2. Bases 1329 to 2444 code for a protein of 371 amino acids. Gene Ontology annotation, biological process: regulation of transcription by RNA polymerase II. Gene Ontology annotation, cellular component: nucleus. Gene Ontology annotation, molecular function: RNA polymerase II cis-regulatory region sequence-specific DNA binding; DNA-binding transcription factor activity, RNA polymerase II-specific. The record is from RefSeq and is a predicted model, not a curated record. The transcript is spliced from 2 exons. Lineage: Eukaryota; Metazoa; Chordata; Mammalia; Carnivora; Phocidae.
UUGCUGAGAACAGUAAGCUGCCCGAGCAGAAAGGGACCUCUGAGUUCAACUUAUCCAACUCCUUGGUUUUAUAAAUGAGGAAACAGAAGCUCAGAGCAGCGGCGAUGGCUUGCCCAACCUCACACUGCUGCUCGGUGGCUGACUGGCAGCUAGAGCUCAGAUCAAAAAAAGGUGGGGGGGGGGACUGUGUUUUUAAGGCUCUAAAGAGAUAUUCCCUCAGAAGAAAAGAGACAGAUACCACAGAAAGAACUGACUGAGGUAAACCACCACUAGAGGCUCAGAGAAUGGAGACACAAGAGUGGGCUGGCAAGGUGUCUGAGAGGCCAGUAAAGCCUCGCAGGGUCAACUAGUAUAUCUUCCAGACCUGCGCCUGCUAUCGAUCAGGUUGGGUCCCAAUUUCUGAAUGGACCUUAUAGGAUCUUUGUGAAAAUCAAUCUCAAACUAAUGCUUGUAAAACAUCAGCACAGUUCUUGACAGUGCUUAAUAAGUCUUUGCUAUGAUUGUUAUAUUACCUUAGGAACCCUGGAAGCCUGGCUGUGUGGGUUGGGGUAUGGCCGAGAUGACCCUACAGGGACAUAGGACAGAGGUCCAGUGUCUCCAGAGACCAUUCCUCCUCUGCUGCCUCCAGCUGAUAAACCUCUUAUCAGGCCCAAGCAGGGGAGCCCAGAGUCAGGAUAGGAGGAGAAGGCAGAGCUGGUAUCAGCCACCAGGCCUGGGCCAUAUCUCAGAGAAGGGGAGGGGCUGUCUGCUUUGCUCUUCCCACAACAUGCUCCUUGGGGAUCCCCAAGCACUCAUUCUCAACCUUGGAAGAUGAGACAGAGGAGGAAAACUGAGGACAGAGGAGGAAAGCAGGAGUGAUCCCUGAUGUUGCCCCAGAAAAUGGGGAAAAAAACCCCCAGAAGAUGUGACUUCUGCCCUGGCCAGUGAUACAGUUUGGGGGAGUAAGAAGAAGGGGAAAGGGAAGGCAUCUCGUCUGAAAAAGAAGGUAAGGACCCACUGCGCUCCCAAAGGACCUGACCACAGCCAUAGCAGGUGAGGUGGAGCUCACACUGCAGAGAAAGCCUUUGCAGCUUAAGGAGUCGGUUGAUGAGGACAACAUAAUUCGGGGGAUGAGGCCUCUCCUUCUCUCAGGUGAGGCUGCAGGGAGCUCUCCAUGGAGGCAGGACAAAGUUGCUGGCCCCUAGCAGGAGGAGCCUUAACCUAUAUCUCCUGGUUUUAUUAUUAUUAUUAUUAUUACUAUUAUUAUUUUUAACCUGUUUCUCCUUUGACACAGGUUUCUGGGGCCUUUUGUGCUUUGGGGAUCCUGGACCAGGCCCUGGCCCAGUAGGAUGCCCCCGUGUCCUCCCCAGCAGAGCAGGGACAGGGUGACACAGUUGCCCACUCCGGAGCUGGGCGAGAUGGAGCUGACUUGGCAAGAAAUUAUGUCCAUCACUGAGCUGCAGGGCCUAAAUGCUCCAAGUGAGCCAUCAUUUGAGCCCCCAGCCCCAGCCCCAUACCCUGGGCCCCCGCCACCCCCAACUUACUGCCCCUGCUCAAUCCACCCAGAUGCUGGCUUCCCCCUUCCUCCACCACCUUAUGAGCUUCCAGCACCCACAUCUCAUGUCCCAGACCCUUCAUACUCCUAUGGCAACAUGGCCAUACCAGUCUCCAAGGCACUGACCCUCUCAGGCCUGCUCAGUGAGCCCCUCCCAGAUCCCUUGGCUCUCCUGGACAUUGGGCUGCCAGCGGGGCCCCCCAAGCCCCAAGAAGACCCAGAAUCUGACUCAGGAUUAUCCCUCAACUAUAGUGACGCUGAAUCUCUUGAGCUGGAGGGGACAGAGGUUGGUCGGCGGCGCAGCGAGUAUGUAGAGAUGUACCCAGUGGAGUACCCCUAUUCACUUAUGCCCAACUCCUUGGCCCACCCCAACUAUGCCUUGCCACCUGCAGAGACCCCCUUAGAACCCUCCUCAGGCCCUGUGCGGGCCAAGUCCACUGCACGGGGGGAGGCGGGAAGUCGGGAUGAGCGUCGGGCCCUGGCCAUGAAGAUUCCCUUCCCGACGGACAAGAUUGUCAACUUGCCGGUAGAUGACUUUAAUGAGCUGUUGGCACGGUACCCACUGACGGAGAGCCAGCUGGCAUUAGUCCGGGACAUCCGACGGCGGGGCAAGAACAAGGUGGCCGCCCAGAACUGUCGCAAGAGAAAGUUGGAGACCAUUGUGCAGUUGGAGCGGGAACUGGAGCGGCUGGGCAGUGAGCGGGAACGGCUUCUCCGGGCCAGAGGGGAGGCUGACCGGACCCUGGAGGUCAUGCGCCAACAGCUGACAGAGCUGUACUGUGACAUUUUCCAGCACCUGCGGGAUGAAGCAGGCAACAGCUAUUCCCCUGAAGAGUAUGCUCUGCAACAGGAUGCUGAUGGGGCCAUCUUCCUGGUGCCCCGGGGUACCAAGAUGGAGGCCACAGACUAAGCUGGCCCGGAGGGGUGGGACUGGUGAUGGAGAUUUCCUUUAUUCCCUUCUGAUAAAGGUACUCCCCAGAAGAAGCUGGGUUCUCUAGACCAGAAGGGGACAAUGGGAAACCUGGCAUUUGGAGGGUCCAAGGUGUAUUCAGCAAGGCUUGCCUUGAGACAAGUGUAUGAGGGGAGGGCUGGAAUCUCUUUUCUGUGAUUCAGCUUCCUAGGUCUCCAACCUCCACCUCGUUUGAGCUUUGGUAUAUAAAGCGCUCUACACAAAUAGCCUUCCACUGUGUCUUCCUUCUCAAGAGAGGGUGAUGAAGCUGAGUACUGAGUUCAGUGCUUGUUAGUGGUGGGGAAGGAAUCCUGCCAAGCUCAUUUCUUUCUCCUGCAGCUCUGUAUGA